UUUCCAAAUAGCACGUACGCAUGCAUGCGUCCAUGCCAUCUCCUUCAUCUGCUCGAUCGAUCACUCUCAGAUAGAUUGAUUGAUUUUACUAUCUCGAUCGAGUUGGUCGCCAAUUCGCCAUGGCCAGCAGCCUCAUCAACCUCCUCCUCACGGAGGUGGCGGCCAUCGUCAGCAUCGUCCUCCUCGCCCUCCUCGUCGUGCUCAGCUCCUACCGCCGCCGCUCCGGCCACCCGGCGCUCCGCCUCUUCGUCUGGGCGGCCUCCACGCUCUUCCUCCCGCUCGUCUCCUACGCCGUCUCCGCCGCCGCCAAGUGGGACGCCGCGCGCGUCCCGCUCCUCCUCGCCUGGACCGUCUUCCUCCAGAUGCUGCGCAACACCAUCGACACCGCCCGCUCGUCCUCGUCCACGAUCGGCAACGGCAGCGGCAGCAGCAAGUUCAGGCCCUCCGUCGAGCAGCUGGCGAGGAUGGGCUGGGUGGCGUUCCUCAUUGUCAGCAGCGACGGCACCGCCGGGAGCCCACAGCUCACCGGGGUGCUCCUGUGGCUGUGGGUGCUCAGCCUCGCCAAGCUCGUCCACCGCCUCGUUGCCGCCGAGCUCGCCAAGAACUCGUUCGCCGUCGGCCUUAACGCCUACCUCAUCUCCGACUACAUGAAGCAGCUGUACGGGCAAGACCAAGGAGACCACGACGUGCAAGCUCCUCCGUUGUUGGUGAUGGGCGAGGAGAAGCUGCAAAUCGAGGCGAGGCCACAGGGGUACCGCAUUGGCCGGACAUCGCCGCCGCCAUUGUGCGUCGACGCCGGGCAUGUGGUCACCAUGGACCGGAUAUGCCGGCUGUUCUCCUCCGGCGAUCCACUCGUCGCUUCUAACCCGCAGAUCAAGGACACAUGCCUCUCGUUCGCCCUGUUCAAGCUGCAGCUCCGGCGGUUCGUCGGGUGCCCCAUCGCCGAGGCGGGCUCUCGCCGUUCGGUGGCGUUCGUGCUCGACGGCCUCCUCGGCGAGAGCCACGAGCGGGUGUUCCGGGUGAUCGAGACCGAGCUGUCCUUCCUCGCCGACUUCCUCUACUCCAAGCUCACCGUCUUCUACGCGAGCGGGUGGUGGUUCCCGGUGCUCAACUCGAUGCUCGUGUUCGCCACGUGGGUCAGCUGCCUCGCCGCCGGCGGCGCCAUCGUGCACGACAUGACGUGCCACGGCACGACGCUCGCCAGCAACUACGACAACCUGAGGGAGUACCUGCAGAACCACGACACCGUGUUCCACAUCAUCGUCGGCCUCGACGUGCUCGUCACCGUCUCCUUCAUCGUCGCCAUCGUGUUCACGGAGGGGUGGGAGAUCGCUACCUACGUCCGCUCCGACUGGAUCAAGGUGUCCGCCAUCUGCGAGUACGCGCGCCGGCCGUCAUGGCGCAAGUCGCCAUGGACUCGCCGCAACGUCGGCCGAGUUCUCCCGCUCAAGCCAAUGCAGCGCUGGGACGAUCGGUUCGGGCAGACGUCCAUCCUGCAGCUCCGUCCGUGCUACUGUGGCUGCGUCUCCCGGCAGGUUGACCGGAUCGCCAAGUCGUCGGCCACUGUGCCGGCGGCGGUGAAGACGGCCGUCGUGGACACGCUAAGGACGAACCAAGGAAACCUGGGAAACGGCGUGCUCUCGUUGCAGCGGAACGGCGUCGCCGACAAGCUCGCCUGGGCGUGCCACCACGCCGGCGACGAGAGAAGCGUCUCCGAGCAGAUCCUGGUAUGGCAUGUGGCGACCAGGCUUCUCGAGAUCAUGCGAUCAGAAGGCGCUCACGGGAGACACGACGACGGAGACGGCGACGGCGGCGGAGACAGCGACACGGUGGUCGUCGCGACACGGCUGUCGCGGUACUGCGCCUACCUGGUGGCGCUGAAGCCGGAGCUCCUGCCGGACCACCCGGCCUGGACGGAGGAGCUGUACGAGGGCGUGGUGGAGGAGGUGUCGAGGGUGCUCGCGCGGUUCGCAGGGGCGGUGGUGCGGUACGAGCGCGCGGCGACGUGCCUCGGCGGGAGCACGAACGCGACGCUGAGGAAGGCGGCCAAGCUCGGGCGGCAGCUGGCGGAGGAGCUCGGCGGCGACGAGGAGUUGCCCUGGAGGGUGCUUGCCGAUUUCUGGGCGGAGCUCGUCGUCUACCUCGCGCCGUCGGAGAACGUCACGGCGCAUUCCAAGGCGCUCCGCCGUGGCGGCGAGUUCAUCACCGUGCUGUGGGCGUUGCUCGGCCACGCCGGCAUUGUUAGCCGGCCGGACACUGACGUCUGACUGACAGUGUGAGUGUGGUUUAUGGCGAACACAUGGUUUUCUUUCCGCUUUUGUCAUUGUGUAUACCAAACUGUCGACAUGAGAUGUGUUUGCCAAACUGUCGACAAUUUAUUUCUGAUUUGCAAUAGUAAAACA
Oryza sativa Japonica Group (Japanese rice) is the source of this 2402-nucleotide messenger RNA. RefSeq lists its product as uncharacterized. Lineage: Eukaryota; Viridiplantae; Streptophyta; Magnoliopsida; Poales; Poaceae. The record is from RefSeq and is a predicted model, not a curated record.